AUGCAUCUUUCUACUGUGACACUUUCUUUCUUUCUUUCUUUCUUUCUUUCUUUCUUUCUUUCUUUCUUUCUAUUCCGUAUCUUCAUUUCUUUCUUUUUAUUCUGUCUCUUUCUCUUUUAUCUUUUCUAUUACGUCUAUUUCUAUUCUGACUAUUUCUUUCUUCCAGUCUUUCUUUCUUUUUGUUUUCCUUCUUUCUUUUUUCUUUUCUUCGUAUCUUUGUUACUUUCUUUCCUUCUAUUCAGUAUCUUCAUAUCUUUCUAUUUAUUCCGUCUCUUUCUCUUUCCUUUUUCCUAUUUCCCUCUUUCUUUCUUUCUUUUUUUUCUUUCUUUCUUUCUGUCUUUCUUUCUUUUUUCUUUUUUUUUUUUAUUUUUCUCUUUCUUUCUUUCUUUCUUUCUUUUCUUUUCUUUCUUUCUUUUCCGUAUCUUCAUUUCUUUCUUUUAUUCCAUCUCUUUCUUUCUUUCUUUCUUUCUUUCUUUCUUUCUUUCUUUCUUUCUUUCUUUCUAUUUAUUCCGUCUCUUUCUUUUUCUUUCUUUCUUUCUUUCUUUCUUUCUUUCUUUCUUUCUUUCUUUCUUUCUUUCUAUUUAUUCCGUCUCUUUCUUUUUCUUUCUUUCUUUCUUUCUUUCUUUCUUUCUUUCUUUCUUUCUUUCUUUUCCGUAUCUUCAUUUCUUUCUUUUAUUCCAUCUCUUUCUUUCUUUCUUUCUUUCUUUCUUUCUUUCUUUCUUUCUUUCUUUCUAUUUAUUCCGUCUCUUUCUUUUUCUUUCUUUCUUUUCUUUCUUUCUUUCUUUCUUUCUUUCUUUCUUUCUUUCUUUCUUUCUUUCUUUCUUUCUUUCUUUCUUUUCCAUUACACAUCUUCCUAUUCUGUCUAUUGCUUUGCUUGUUUCUUUCUAUUCAUUACGCCUUUCUUUCUUUUCUUUCUAUUACGUAUCUUUUCUUUCUUUCUAUUUAUUUCUUCUCUUUGUUUCUUUCUUUCUCAGCAAUUUUACAAGUUUAACAUCAAUUUAA
Messenger RNA from Acanthosepion pharaonis, 1002 nucleotides. Lineage: Eukaryota; Metazoa; Mollusca; Cephalopoda; Sepiida; Sepiidae. The record is from the annotation of a GenBank genome assembly.